AUGCUGCCGGUGGUCGCCAGGCUCGUUGGCGGAGCAGUGCCACGUGCCUCUGGAAGUGUUCUGCGAGCUCAAGCACUUCGGCCCUUGCUUCAUUCGAAGCACAGGUGCUUCUCCAUGCCUGCCAUGGCCAAGGUGGCCAAAGACCUGCAAGCUGAGAUCAGCCACGAGCAGGAGCAGUAUCAGCAGGCGAAGGAAAUCCAGAAGUUUCUUAAGAGCUCGGACUUCAAGCUUGUUGAGACCGAGGGCGACGUCAACAUGCAGCUGGAGCGGACCGCCGGAGACAAGCAGGUGACGAUCGAGUGGCAGCUCACCAGCCCCUUUGACCCCACGGCUGAUGUGGAAGGUGGUGACCAGGAUGCUGGCGCCGAGUACGAAGCCACAGACUUCUGCAUCACCCUCGAGAGCAAGUCCAGUGGUGCUGGCGUGUCCUUCUACUGCAGCACGCAGACGGGCGAGGACCAUCGCUAUGUCAUUGGCAAUGUGAAAUCCUUCGCGAGCAAGGAGGAGAAGGACAGCAUGAGUGCCUACAACGGCCCGGAGUUCGAAGACAUCGACGAGAAGUUGCAGGAGAGCUUUGACGAGCUGUUGGCCGAGGCGGGCAUUAACACCGAGUUGUGCGACUUCAUCGAUGCCAUGGCACUGGAUAAGGAACAGCGAGAAUACAUCCGAUGGCUCAACAACGUGAAGGUGUUCAUGGAGAAGUGA
Molecule: messenger RNA, 705 nt
Organism: Symbiodinium natans
Lineage: Eukaryota; Dinophyceae; Suessiales; Symbiodiniaceae
Source: the annotation of a GenBank genome assembly